AUGGCGAGAUUGUUGGAGGACUACAAGAUAAUGCGAUCUUUGCAAAUGGGUGGAUUGUCCCAUCCAUCGAAGCCGAAGAGCUGUGAAGAUUUGAAAGAAAGAAUAGAAACUCAGACUGUACAGGAAAGCAAUAAGAGAAGGAAAGUCUCGAGAACAACGGUGGACGUACAGCCUGUGCAACAAACAACCACCGAGGACGUUGCAGUCUCUCACGAAAAGCCCAAACAAAUUACUGAAACAGAUUUCCACCUUAAGUUGGGUGUUGAUUGGCUGGAUCAAAUUUUAGCUAAAGAAAACACCGAGCAAGCAGAUUCAGCUGCGAUUCCCAACCUCUACAGUGAUAUCAGCGAAUCAUUCCUCUCCGACCCUCAGAUCUCGAGUCUGUUGCAAGAUGCAAACAGCAUUGAAGACAUCUUUGGAGAAUCGAAUCUUUCCUGGUUGGUUGAGCCGUUGACGAACCACAUCAAUGCUAAAUUGAACGAGUCAAACUCGACCGACUGCAGUAACACUGGGAAGGCUCAAGCUUCCAAUGAUACAGAGAGGAGGAAGCAAGGGGAAAGGAGAUCAGUGAAACUUUCUUGGUCCUUUCCGCAUUUUCGUCGCUGCCAACACAAACACUUGCGAGAAAUGGCAUGGCAACAUGGAACGAAGAUGACAAGGAAAUUUGUCAUGAGGAGAGCACGGGAAAGUGAAGCGAGCAGAGGAGAUGAGAAGAAAUUUACCAACUCUUCCCAUCACGAUGCUCUCUGGCGCAUGUUUGAUGAGAACUUUUUGAGUGGAUCCAUUGCAAUCGAAGUCAAAGAAGCGACGUUGGAAGAUGUAGAGGCCAUCGCUCAUUUGCGUUGCAAGUCGUUUGGACGAGACAGUAUGGCAUAUCAUAAUCUUCCUGUCAGUGCAAAGAGCAAGAAUUACAUCGACAGGCUGAGAGAAUGGAUUGGAGGAAGCUACAAGACACGAUAUCGUGUAGCAGCCGCUCGCUGUCGAUCUGUGGAGCUGGAGAGGCUGGCAACGGAGAUGAUGCAAAGUGAUUUGAAUGAGUCCUUCCAACUGGGUGGGUGA
Messenger RNA from Guillardia theta CCMP2712, 1059 nucleotides. RefSeq lists its product as hypothetical. NCBI's taxonomy places the organism in Eukaryota, Cryptophyceae, Pyrenomonadales, Geminigeraceae. The coding region runs from base 1 to 1059 and encodes 352 amino acids. The transcript is spliced from 11 exons. The record is from RefSeq and is a predicted model, not a curated record.